AUGUCUCUUCCUUCUAUCCAAAGAGUUUUUCUUGAAUCCGUUGCAGCCGAAGACAAGGAUGGACGUUUUGUGGUAGUUAAAGAUAUCCAAAUGUAUUACAAAGUUGCAAUUCCCAAGCAACAUCAAAUCUUCCAAAAUCAAUCACCCUUACCAAACGAACCUCAUAAGCCAGUGAUUCUUUGUCUUCAUCACAUGCUAGGGAAUCAAUACACUUGGAAAUAUCUUGCGCAACCUUUAGCAGAUAUCACAGGGUGUCAUGUUAUAUCCUAUGACAGACCGGCGUUUGGAUUUACUGAAAGGCCAACACAAUGGGAAGAAAAUAAUAACCCAUACACUCAAGAGGCAUCGGUCGAACACGUUACCCAACUAGUGGAACGAUUAGGAUAUGGAGAUAGAAAAAUUAUAUUUGUAGGGACAUCCUCCGGAGCCGCAAUAAGUUGCGCGUUCGCCAUAAAAUAUCCUCAUAAAGUACAUUCUUUAAUUUUGAUGGGAGCUUCCAUUAGACCUGAAGACCAAGUUGGUAGUGAUGAUAGGUAUUUGAAUAUAGACAAACAUAUAGAAGUGUUUGAAUAUAUUAAGCUGAAUGCACCUGAGAAUGCUAUGAUAGAACUUGUCACAAUAGAAAAGUGCGGCCAUUUACCUCAGGAGGAAAAGCCACAAGAAGUUUUGAACGCACUAGUUAAUUUCGUCCAAAGAGUUGGAGUCUAA
Molecule: messenger RNA, 708 nt
Organism: Acaulospora colombiana
Lineage: Eukaryota; Fungi; Glomeromycota; Glomeromycetes; Diversisporales; Acaulosporaceae
Source: the annotation of a GenBank genome assembly